GGGGUUAGGACCACACCUAACCCUAGGACAGCAUCCCAGUCAUCGAUCGAGAGCGUCCGUGGGUUGACUCGGACGCCACGCCGCCUACUCCCCCACACACCAUGGCUGAUACUCAACCCGUCCAGAAUCCCCCUGCAGAACAGCCGACGGAAGAGGGAGGAGACGCAAAGGGUCCGUCCAAGAGCGAGCUCAAGAAACGCGCAAAGGAGGCAGAGAAAGCAAAGAAGGCCGCAGAAAAGGCCGCACGCCAGGCAGAGCUCGAGGCGCAAAAGGCCGCUGCAGAAGUGGACUUCGCGACGGAGUACUAUGGCAAGCUCCCCCUGAACAAGUCGCAGACACGCCCGCGGCGCCCGCGCGUGCAGAUCGCGUCCCUCACGCCCGACAUGGACGGCACGCAGGUCUUCCUCCGCGCCCGCGUCCAGACGUCGCGUGCCCAGGGCAGCAAAAUGGUCUUCUUCAACCUCCGUCAGCGCAUCGACUCCAUCCAGGCCUUGCUUACCGUCUCGCCCGAGAAGGUCAGCAAGCAGAUGGCCAAGUGGGCCGCCGGCCUGGCCAUGGAGAGCAUCGUAUUGGUGGAGGGCACCGUAAAGAAGACCCCAGAGCCGAUCAAGAGCGCGACUGUGGGAGAUGUAGAGAUCCACAUCUCGCAGAUCCACCUCGAGUCGGGCCUUGAGACUAUCCUGCCGUUCAGCGUCGAGGACGCCACGCGUCCUGACACGGAAAUCGAGACAACAGAAGACGUCCAGUUCAAAAGGGUGCUUCUGGACACCCGACUCAACAACCGUAUCGUUGACCUCAGAACGACCACCAACCAAGCCGUCUUCAAGCUGCAACAUGCAAUCGGCGGCCUUUUCCGUGAAUACCUGGAGGGCAAGAGCUUCACGGAGAUCCACUCGCCAAAGCUGCAGGGUGCCGCGACAGAGUCUGGCGCGUCCGUCUUCAAGGUCAGCUACUUCAAGGGCAACGCCUUCCUCGCCCAGUCCCCGCAGCUCGCGAAACAAAUGGCCAUCGCGGCCGAUUUCGAGCGCGUCUACGAGAUCGGGCCCGUCUUCCGCGCGGAGGACUCGAACACACACCGGCACAUGACGGAGUUCAUCGGCCUCGAUCUCGAGAUGGCCAUCGACGAGCACUACCACGAGGUGCUCGAGCUCCUCGACGGGCUCUUCCUGCACAUGUUCCGCAGCCUCAAGCAGACAUUCGCGAAGGAGAUCGAGACCGUGCGCCGCCAGUUCCCCGCGGACGAGUUUAAGUGGCGCGAGGGCCCCGAGGGCACGCUCAAGCUGAGCUUCGCGGAGGCGGUGGACAUGCUCGUCGAGGAUGGCGUGCCGCGGGAGGACCUGGACGACAUCAACACGGAGAACGAGAAGCGGCUCGGGCGGCUCGUCCGCGCAAAGUACGACACGGACUACUUCAUCGUCGACAAGUUCCCCAUGGCGCUCCGCCCGUUCUACACCAUGCCCGACCCGAGCGACCCGACGCUCUCCAACUCGUACGACUUCUUCAUGCGCGGCGAGGAGAUCCUCUCCGGCGCGCAGCGCGUCCACGACCCCGCCCUCCUCGCGGAGCAGAUGCGCGCCAAGGGCGUCGACCCCGCGACGAUGGGCCCGUACCUCGACGCGUUCAAGCUCGGCUGCCCGCCCCACGGCGGAGGCGGGAUCGGUCUCGAGCGUGUGCUGAUGUUGUUCUUGAAGCUGAACAACAUCCGCCGCGCGUCGCUGUUCCCGCGCGACCCCAAGCGGCUGGAGCCGUAGUUGUAGUUGUUGACUGGGAGAGAAGGUUGUACGUUGUGUCAGGCAUUGUAGCAGAUAGAAACAGAAUGUAUCGAUGACGUCAGUGCCAUCACCAAUCUAAUCCAGUGUUCGAAUGUCCA
Rhodofomes roseus is the source of this 1870-nucleotide messenger RNA. Its product is annotated as aspartate-tRNA ligase. The transcript has 7 exons. Gene Ontology annotation, biological process: aspartyl-tRNA aminoacylation. The record is from RefSeq and is a predicted model, not a curated record. Gene Ontology annotation, molecular function: aspartate-tRNA ligase activity; ATP binding; RNA binding. Bases 102 to 1751 code for a protein of 549 amino acids. Lineage: Eukaryota; Fungi; Basidiomycota; Agaricomycetes; Polyporales; Fomitopsidaceae. Gene Ontology annotation, cellular component: aminoacyl-tRNA synthetase multienzyme complex; cytosol; cytoplasm.